Mollisia scopiformis is the source of this 893-nucleotide messenger RNA. RefSeq lists its product as uncharacterized. NCBI's taxonomy places the organism in Eukaryota, Fungi, Ascomycota, Leotiomycetes, Helotiales, Mollisiaceae. The record is from RefSeq and is a predicted model, not a curated record. The coding region runs from base 51 to 893 and encodes 280 amino acids. The transcript is spliced from 3 exons.
UGGCGUCUGGGCUUCCCCCUUUAAUUAAUCGAGGGUCUUGGGAUACGAUCAUGGUCAGCGAGUUACGGGAAGAAUACAUCGGCACAGUGGCAGGUAUGUAUUACGAAGCAGGUACGAGGGAUGGCCAUACUCUGGUUGGUGAUGCAUCAAGCUCACGGUCACUUGUGUCGCCGAUGGGAAUUUGGCUGAGAGGAAAGAUUGAGGAAACUUCAUUUGACCCCUCUUCGAUUUCAUCUCGUGAUAUCAACGAUUUAAAGGAUGAGCUGGUCAAGCUUGAAUCAUUUUUGUUUCAGCAAGUCAAGCGCAUCCCUAGCGACACUGAGAACUCGACGUACGAAGAUAAUGAGAAUUUCAACAGCUGGGCAAAGGUUCUUUUAUCUGCGCUUGGCAGCAAAAAUUGGUGGUUCUUGCAUUCUCCGAUCCUACAUCGUGCACUGAGCCAAAAUAUCAUGAUACUGUCUCCUCUGGUCGUGACGCAUUCUCGCAAUUACUUGCAAAAGUUCCUCUUUAUCGCGUGUGCUAAAGAUUUCCAAUGGUUCCAAUGGGCCUGGCCUGGUAACCACCAGCCCCUUCACGCUAUCAUGAUCUUGUUAAAAGAAGUAGAACAGAAUCCGUUCGGGCCAGACUCGGAACUGUCUCGGAAUAUCGUGGAUCAAGCUUUUGCGUUAUGUAAUAUUGAUGGAGGCAUCAGUGGGAACGAACAGGGAAAUAUCAUGCCGCGUCCUUUGACGGAAGGGGGCCAGGAAGCUUGGGAGUUCAUUAGACGUCUGAGGGCGAGAGCUUGGAUUAAAGCUGGGUUAGAUCCGGAUUUGAUAAUGACGAGAGAGGAUGUGUUGAAAGUGCUCGAGCGACAGUUGGAGGCGAUGAAGUUGAGCGAUGUACGGCAACUUUAA